Molecule: messenger RNA, 1871 nt
Organism: Impatiens glandulifera
Lineage: Eukaryota; Viridiplantae; Streptophyta; Magnoliopsida; Ericales; Balsaminaceae
Product: zinc finger protein ZPR1 homolog
Exons: 18
Coding region: 149-1654 (501 amino acids)
Cellular component (GO): nucleus; cytoplasm
Molecular function (GO): zinc ion binding
Source: RefSeq, a predicted model, not a curated record
AGAGAGAGAAAGAGAGUUGAGCUUGUUUGAGAUAUCGUCAAAACACUAGAGACUUCCAGCGGUGACGGCGUCGACUAUCUGCGGCCUAACUGUUGCUUCUUGCUUCCGACGCAGCACUUCCGGCGACUCCUCUAUUGUUGAAGGUGUGAUGGAGAACAUGGGGACAUACGAUGAUUCAAAUGUAGAUGUUGGUUCAGUAGUUGAAGCUAUUUGUUUGGACGAUGUUGACACGCCUCUGUACAAGGUUGAAAGCCUUUGUAUGCGCUGCGGUGAAAAUGGGAUGACAAAUUUUUUAUUAACUCUAAUUCCAAAUUUCAGAAAGAUAUUGCUGUCAGCAUUUGAGUGUCCUCAUUGUGGUGAGAGGAAUAAUGAGGUGCAAUUUGCUGGUGAAAUCCAGCCACGAGGAUGCCGUUACCAGUUGAAUGUCCAAUCAGGGGACCUAAAGAUGCUCAAUCGUCAAAUUGUGAAGGCAGAACUAGCAACAAUUAAGAUUCCUGAGCUGGAUUUUGAGAUUCCUCCAGAGGCUCAACGUGGAUCUUUGUCAACUGUUGAAGGGAUACUACUACGAGCUGCUGAUGGACUGGAUGUCCUUCAAGAGGAAAGAAAGAAAGUGGAUCCUAAGACUGCUGAAGCAAUAGAGUUGUUCUUGGUAAAAUUAAGAGCUUGUGCAACAGGAAAAUUAUCCUUUACCUUUAUUCUCGACGACCCUGCUGGAAACAGUUAUAUUGAGAACAUCUUUGCUCCAUCUAUGGAUCCAUCAAUGAACAUCAAAUUCUAUGAGAGAACUCUGGAACAACAAGCAGCUUUGGGUUAUCUUUCUGAUUCUUCAAAGACAGCAGAAGGUGCUGAGCAAAAAUUUUCAGUGGAAAAUAAAGAUACCCCUUCGACUGCUACAACAGAACCUCAUGGAUCAGUUGGAGCAGCAGCAGCAGGUCGUAAAGCUAUUGCUGAGGGUAGUAGUGCAGAAAUGGUCGAAGCUUUAUUCAGAUAUUCUGCUCCAGAAGAGGUGAUGACAUUCCCAUCUUCAUGUGGAGUUUGUGCGAACCAGUGUGAGACUAGGAUGUUUGUUACCCAUAUUCCUUACUUCCAAGAAGUAAUUGUUAUGGCAUCCACUUGCGACGGCUGUGGUUACCGCAACUCUGAGUUGAAGGCUGGUGGAUCUAUUCCUGCAAAAGGAAAGAAAAUUACUGUUUCUAUCAAGAACGUCACCGAUCUAAGCCGUGAUGUCAUAAAGUCAGAUACUGCUGGUGUUAUAAUCCCAGAGCUUGACCUGGAGUUGGCUAGUGGAACAAUGGGUGGACUUGUCACCACUGUUGAAGGUUUAGUCACAAAAAUUAAUGAAAAUCUCGAGAGAGUGCACGGGUUCACGUUUGGAGAUAGUCUGGAUGGAAAUAGAAAAACAAGGUGGCAGGACUUUAGAGACAGACUUAAUAGGCUUCUGAGUAUAGAAGAACCAUGGACAUUGAUCAUUGACGAUGCACUAGCAAAUUCAUUUGUCGCACCAGCAACUGAUGAUAUUAAUGAUGACAAACAAUUGAAAUUUGAAGAAUAUGAAAGAUCAUGGGAUCAAAAUGAAGACUUGGGUUUGAAUGAUAUGGAUACCUCAUCUGCUGAUGCUGCUUAUGAUUCCAUCAAUUUAUCAUCGAAAAACUGAAUGGUUGGUUAUAAGUUAUGUGAUCGGAAAUUUUUUGUUGAGAAUUUUGAUGGCAAUAUUUUGAUUUUAGACUUCAAAUUUUAUAAUUUUAUAAGUUAUUUGAUUUUAUAUGAUUGAUUUUUGAGCUUUUCAGUACUUGUGAUUUUGCAUGUUGUAGUAAUAUUGGUUUUACAUUACAAUGUCAAGUGUCAUAAUCGAACCUAUAAUUUAUAAUGUU